AUGUUCGGCUCGGAUCCGGUUUCUGAGCAUCAGGUCAGGACCCAGCGCUCUGAAGCGAAUACGGUCAUCAACCGGAUCCGGGACCAGUUCAAGAAUUUGACGGCAACGAGAUCACUACCAUCUGGCAAACGGCUUCAGAUAUAUAGUCUGUCCCGGUGGCUGCUUAACGGCGGAAUACACAUCAAUCCAGCACAGUCUGUCCUGUCGUUCCAUCACCACGACACAAUGUCGGUGCCAGUCGUCAACUACUCGUACUACCCGCCCAACGUCGUCAUUGACGGCUAUGUCGCCAACACGCUGUCGACGACGCAGAUUCUCGCCAUCUUCACCUCGACCCUCGCCUCCGUCCUGGUGCCCUGCUUCUUGCUGAUCCGCCGCGUGCGCCCCUCCAUUCCGACCUCGGAGCUGGCCACGGCGCUCUGGUUUGUGCUCUGUGGCGUCAUUCACCUCGGUCUAGAAGGCCAUUAUGCCCGCCAUCAACACCACAUUGGCGCCUCGUCCCACGUCCUCUCCCAGCUCUGGAAGGAGUACGCCCUCUCCGACUCGCGCUACCUCACCCGCGACAGCUUCGUCGCCUGCAUGGAGGGCAUCACGGCCGCGUUUUGGGGCCCGCUGUCGUUUCUGUGCGCGUACGGCGUCGUCCGCGGCAGCGCCUGGCGGCACCCACUCCAGUCCAUCGUCUCGCUCGGCCAGCUCUACGGCGACGUCUUGUACUAUGCGACCUGCACGUAUGAGUUUGUCGUUUACGGCCAAGAGUUUUCGCGGCCGGAGCCGUAUUAUUUCAUUGGGUAUUAUGUGUUUCUCAAUGCGUUCUGGAUCGUUAUCCCGUCCGUGUUGCUGCUGUCGAGUGGGAGGGCGACGACGCGUGCGUUUGCAGCGCUUGAGAGGCGAGACAAGAAUCCAUAG
Molecule: messenger RNA, 906 nt
Organism: Beauveria bassiana ARSEF 2860
Lineage: Eukaryota; Fungi; Ascomycota; Sordariomycetes; Hypocreales; Cordycipitaceae
Product: 3-beta-hydroxysteroid-Delta(8), Delta(7)-isomerase
Exons: 2
Coding region: 1-906 (301 amino acids)
Biological process (GO): sterol biosynthetic process
Cellular component (GO): endoplasmic reticulum; membrane
Molecular function (GO): C-8 sterol isomerase activity; cholestenol delta-isomerase activity; steroid Delta-isomerase activity
Source: RefSeq, a predicted model, not a curated record